Molecule: messenger RNA, 1045 nt
Organism: Cucurbita pepo subsp. pepo (vegetable marrow)
Lineage: Eukaryota; Viridiplantae; Streptophyta; Magnoliopsida; Cucurbitales; Cucurbitaceae
Product: psbP-like protein 1, chloroplastic
Biological process (GO): photosynthesis
Cellular component (GO): photosystem II oxygen evolving complex; photosystem II; extrinsic component of membrane
Molecular function (GO): calcium ion binding
Source: RefSeq, a predicted model, not a curated record
AGAAAAGGCAGAAAAACGGGUGAGGGGCCGACGCAAGAAAUGUGGCUGAGCGAACCCGCGAACACAACGGAUAGGAAAUCCAAGAACAGAACCAAAAGAUAAGGUCAUCUCACAUUCAACGAAGCACACGAUUCACAACCAAACCACCUUCAAUGGCUUCUCUGCAUUGCUCCCCCUCUAUCCAUAAGUCCUUCUUCGUCAAUUCUCUUCCUCAGAGACUCCGUGGAAGAUUUGUUUGCUGCAGAGCGGGGAUUUCGUUUCUUGUCCGGGCCGAGCAAGCACACGGAUCUUCCAGUAAUGGUCAAGCCUGCAGUUCCGAAGAUAGGCUUGGGAGACGCCAGCUACUAGCUGGCAGUUCCUUUAUCACUUGGAUUUCUCUUGCAGACAUGAAUUCAAUGUCAUUUGCUGCAGAAUCAAAGAAAGGGUUUCUAUCAGUUACUGACAAGACAGAUGGUUACUCAUUCCUUUAUCCAUUUGGGUGGCAGGAAGUAGUCAUUGAUGGUCAAGAUAAGGUGUUCAAAGAUGUAAUUGAACCGUUAGAAAGUGUCAGUGUCAAUCUGAUACCAACCAGCAAAGAUGAUAUUCGCGAUUUUGGUCCCCCUCAACAGGUUGCAGAAACUUUGAUAAAGAAGGUUCUAUCUCCUUCUAAUCAAAAAACGAAGUUAAUCGAAGCAUCAGAGCAUGAAGUUAAUGGGAAAACAUACUACACAUUUGAGUUUGUAGCUCAAGCUCCAAACUACACUCGCCAUGCUCUUAGCACAAUUGCCGUUUCCAAUGGAAAAUUCUACACUUUGACGACCGGAGCAAAUGAGAGGAGGUGGGAGAAAAUGAAAGAUAAAUUGCGCACAGUUGUUGAUUCCUUCACAAUUUCAAACGUUUGAUUCUCUCAGGUUGUUUAGAACUAAACUUCAGUAACGUUUCCACACCUUUUGUGCUUUAAUUCUUUAGAUUGAGGAGUGAGCUUGAGAGGGAUUGCAAUUUGCCUUGUAUUGUCGGAUGUAUACCUAAAAGAAUGCAAUAACACCACAAGGUUUGAUGUUAGUCA